GAAACUUAGGUCUCUUUUUCUCAGUCGGUCUUCUCUGCGAGAAUAACGAUUCAGUAAUCGAUGGCAGCUCUCUCUACAUUGCCGUUUGGUCCGUCACCACCAAUCCAGUUGCACCAGCUGUCUCUCUCCUCUUCCCGCCAUCGCCUCCUCACUCUACCAAACCAUCAAUGGGAAAAGAAACCAACAUUUGAACGCAGAAACAGAGCAUUUCUCUCACCAUCGACCUUGCAUUGGAGCACUAUCUCGAUUCGACGCGUGGAAGCUCGGUCACAGCUGAGGUACUCUAUCAUUUCUCCGGACGACCACUGGGGCACAUGGACUGCGCUCUUCGCUGCCGGCGCUUUUGGUCUCUGGGCUGAGAAGACGAAGAUUGGGAGCAUGGUGAGUGCUGCACUGGUGAGCACAUUGGUUGGACUUGCAGCGAGCAAUUUAGGGAUUAUUCCUCAUGAAGCGCCGGCCUACUGGAUUUUCUUGGAGUUUCUAUUACCAUUAGCUGUUCCAUUGCUGUUGUUUAGAGCAGACCUGCGUCGUGUAGUACGGUCAACUGGAACUUUGCUCCUUGCUUUCUUGCUUGGAUCAGUUGCUACUAUCAUCGGAACUUUAGUGGCUUUCCUGAUGGUUCCUAUGCGAUCGCUUGGUCCGGAUAAUUGGAAAAUAGCUUCUGCUCUCAUGGGUAGCUAUAUUGGUGGAUCUCUUAAUUAUGUUGCAAUUUCAGAGGCUCUUGGUGUUUCAUCAUCUGUUUUGGCAGCCGGAGUUGCAGCAGACAAUGUUAUCUGUGCAAUUUACUUUCUGGUGUUGUUUGCAUUAGCCUCUAAAAUUCCUCCUGAGUCUUCAGAAUCUAAGAGUGAUGUUGAAAUGGAUAUGUUGUCCUCUUCUGGAGGCAAGAACGCUGUGCUUCAAACUGCUACAGCUGUUGCUAUAUCUUUUGUGAUAUGUAAAGCUGUUAAUUAUCUCACAAAAUUAUGGAAUAUUCAAGGAGGUUGCCUUCCAGGAGUAACAGCUUUAGUUGUCAUUUUAGCAACUAUUUUUCCAGCACAAUCUGGUUAUCUUGCACCAGCCAGUGACACUGUUGCUUUGGUUCUGAUGCAGGUGUUCUUUGCCGUGGUGGGUGCUAGUGGAAAUCUAUGGACUGUUAUCAAUACAGCUCCAAGUAUUUUUUUGUUUGCUCUGGUUCAAAUAACCGUUCAUCUUGCCGUGAUCCUUGGAUUGGGAAAGCUAUUUCAUCUUGAUUUGAAGCUGUUACUUUUGGCAUCCAAUGCCAACAUUGGAGGCCCUACAACAGCCUGUGGAAUGGCCACAGCCAAAGGAUGGGGUUCUUUGGUUGUUCCAGGAAUUCUUGUCGGUGUUUUUGGAGUUGCCAUUGCAACUUUUCUUGGAAUUGGUUUUGGAAUGACAGUCCUCAGAUACAUGUAAAUAGGACUUCUCACAGGGAUAAUUUUCAUUUUAAGCAUUCUGAUAAAUGAACUAGUAUCAGAUAAAAGUCUUUUGUAUGUCAUUAUUGAUUUCAGCAAUUUAUCAAUCCCCAAAUUUUCCCAA
Messenger RNA from Carica papaya (papaya), 1536 nucleotides. RefSeq lists its product as uncharacterized. NCBI's taxonomy places the organism in Eukaryota, Viridiplantae, Streptophyta, Magnoliopsida, Brassicales, Caricaceae. The record is from RefSeq and is a predicted model, not a curated record.